Molecule: messenger RNA, 2751 nt
Organism: Rangifer tarandus platyrhynchus (Svalbard reindeer)
Lineage: Eukaryota; Metazoa; Chordata; Mammalia; Artiodactyla; Cervidae
Source: the annotation of a GenBank genome assembly
AUGGAGCCGGGCUCGCCGGCUCGAGCGACGGCUAUGGCGCCGCUCUUGGAAUACGAGCGGCAGCUGGUGCUGGAACUGUUGGACGCCGACGGACUGGUAGUGUGCGCCCGCGGGCUCGGCGCGGACCGGCUCCUCUAUCACUUCCUCCGGCUGCACUGCCACCCGGCGUGCCUCGUGCUGGUGCUCAACACGCAGCCGGCCGAGGAGGAGUAUUUUAUCAAUCAGCUGAAGAUAGAAGGAGUUGAACAUCUCCCUCGGCGAGUAACAAAUGAAAUCACAAGUAGCAAUCGCUAUGAAGUAUACACACAAGGCGGUGUGAUAUUUGCAACAAGCCGAAUACUUGUGGUUGAUUUCCUGACUGAUAGAAUACCUUCAGAUUUAAUUACCGGCAUCUUGGUAUAUAGAGCUCACAGAAUAAUCGAGUCUUGUCAAGAAGCAUUCAUCUUGCGCCUCUUUCGACAGAAAAACAAACGUGGUUUUAUUAAAGCCUUCACAGACAACGCUGUUGCCUUUGACACCGGCUUUUGUCACGUGGAAAGAGUGAUGAGAAAUCUUUUCGUAAGGAAGCUGUAUCUGUGGCCAAGGUUCCAUGUAGCAGUAAACUCGUUUUUAGAACUGCAUAAACCCGAAGUCGUAGAAAUUCAUGUUUCUAUGACACCUGCCAUGCUUGCUAUACAGACUGCUAUUCUGGACAUUUUAAAUGCCUGUUUAAAGGAAUUAAAAUGCCAUAACCCGUCACUUGAAGUUGAAGAUUUAUCUUUAGAAAAUGCUAUUGGAAAACCUUUUGACAAGACAAUUCGCCAUUACUUAGAUCCUUUGUGGCACCAGCUUGGAGCCAAGACUAAAUCCUUGGUUCAGGAUUUGAAGAUAUUACGAACCCUGCUGCAGUAUCUCUCUCAGUAUGAUUGUAUCACAUUUCUUAAUCUUCUGGAAUCUCUCAGAGCAACAGAGAAGGCAUUCGGUCAGAAUUCAGGUUGGCUCUUUCUUGACUCCAGCACCUCAAUGUUUGUAAAUGCUCGAGCAAGGGUUUAUCACGUUCCAGAUGCAAAAAUGAGUAAAAAAAGCAAACUGCCUGAAAAACUGGAGAUUAAAGAAGAACAAGAAACAAAAAAGGAACUGGUCCUAGAAAGCAACCCAAAGUGGGCAGCACUCACAGAAGUUUUGAAGGAAAUUGAGGCAGAGAAUAAGGAGAGUGAAGUCCUUGGUGGUCCAGGGCAAGUUCUCAUUUGCGCAAGUGAUGACAGGACGUGUUCCCAGCUGCGAGAGUACCUCACUGUCGGAGCAGAGGUCUUCUUGUUGAGGCUCUACAGAAAAACCUUUGAGAAGGACAGCAAAGCCGAAGAUGUAUGGAUGAGAUUAAGGAAGGAAGAUGACUCGAAGAGAAUCAUGAAAUCCAACAAGAGGCCCAAAGACCUCCGAGACAAAGACAGGCCCCCUGCCAAAGAGAAGGCCCUCAGAAAGAAGAAACCAAGGUUGACUUUAACUCAGAUGAUGGGAAGAACUGAAGAACUAGAGGGGGAGGCAGGUGUUGAGGAGGGCAGCCCAAGAGAGCUGACCAGUAGCCCGGAGAGCUGCACAGGAGACAGUAAGCACGAGGAGUCUGAUGUGAACCUGUCCUCCGAUGCCGCCUACGGGAUUCUGAAAGACCCCCUCACCAUUAUCCACCCGCUCCUGGGCUGCAGUGAUCCCUAUGCUCUGACACGCGUGCUCCAUGAGGUGGAGCCGAGAUACGUGGUCUUGUAUGAUGCAGAGCUGACCUUCGUGCGUCAGCUUGAAAUUUACAGGGCGUCUCGGCCCGGGAAGCCUCUCAGGGUUUACUUUCUUAUAUACGGAGGGUCAACGGAGGAACAGCGCUAUCUCACUGCUUUGCGGAAAGAAAAGGAAGCUUUUGAAAAGCUCAUAAGGGAAAAGGCUAGCAUGGUCAUCCCUGAAGAAAGAGAAGGCAGAGACGAAACGAAUCUCGACCUUGUGAGAGGCUGCAUGUCUGCCAGUGCUCCCACCAACACGCGAAAAGCCGGCGGCCAGGAGCAGAACGGUACCCAGCAGAGCAUCGUCGUGGACAUGCGGGAGUUUCGAAGUGAGCUGCCCUCUCUGAUCCACCGCCGGGGCAUCGACAUCGAGCCAGUGACCCUGGAGGUCGGAGACUACAUUCUGACUCCGGAAAUGUGCGUGGAGCGCAAGAGCAUCAGUGAUCUGAUUGGCUCCUUGAACAACGGCCGCCUUUACAGCCAGUGCAUCUCCAUGUCCCGCUACUACAAGCGGCCGGUGCUUCUCAUCGAGUUCGACCCCACCAAGCCGUUCUCCCUCAUGUCCCGCGGCGCCCUCCACCAGGAGAUCUCCGGCAACGACGUCAGCUCCAAGCUCACCCUCCUCACGCUGCACUUCCCGCGGCUGCGGAUCCUCUGGUGCCCCUCCCCGCACGCCACCGCCGAGCUGUUCGAGGAGCUGAAGCAGAACAAGCCGCAGCCGGACGCCAGCACCGCCAUGGCAGUGACCGCCGACUCCGAGACCCUCCCCGAGGCGGAGAAGUACAACCCCGGGCCCCAGGACUUCUUGUUAAAAAUGCCGGGGAUAAACGCCAAAAACUGCCGCUCCUUGAUGAACCACGUGAAGAACAUCGCUGAGUUAGCAAGCCUGCCCUUCGACCAGCUGGCGAGCCUGCUGGGGAACACGGGCAGUGCGCGGCAGCUCUAUGACUUCAUUCACACCUCCUAUGCAGAGGUCCUGUCCAGAGGGAGAGUGAGAAAGUGA